AUGCAUCCAAAACGUCCCACUUCCACUUCCACUUCCACUUCCACCUCCAGUGUUCCUGGGCAUACAGAAACAUACAACUCACAGCUACUAAAUCGUGAAAACCAUUGGGAAAUAAAACACGUCUGGCUGUCUAUAUAUACUCACGCCCAAAGUAGUCAGGUCAGGUCAGGUCAGGUCAGGUCACAAUGGUGUCAAAACACCACAACAGAACAACAAAUUGCCGCCGUUGCCCUGCCCACUUGUACCAAUAUACCAAUACACCAUCCGUGUUUCUGGGGCUCCCCUCCUCCCUGUCCCAACAAAAACUGCCUAAUGGGAGAGAUCAUCACCGAUCUCAUCUCCAACAACGAAGUCACUCGCUUUCAAAUUUCUCACGUUCUCUCUCUCUCUCUUGGGGAGGGGGAAGGGAGUGGGGUGGAGUGGAGUGGAGUCGGGGGAGGAGGUGUUCCUUGUUGUCACUUUCCCGUUGUUUUCUCCAACAAUGCACAACUUUGUCCAUCUCCCUGCCUACCUGUACUGGGAGUAUGUAUGUAUUCUUUAGAAUUGUUGUAUUGUUGUAUAUUGUUGUUUAUUGUUUAUUGUAUUUUGAGUCACUAUGUACAACGCAACAAUGCAGAAAAAAACUGCUGA
This is a messenger RNA of Vanderwaltozyma polyspora DSM 70294, 630 nucleotides long. RefSeq lists its product as uncharacterized. Lineage: Eukaryota; Fungi; Ascomycota; Saccharomycetes; Saccharomycetales; Saccharomycetaceae. Bases 1 to 630 code for a protein of 209 amino acids. The record is from RefSeq and is a predicted model, not a curated record. The transcript has a single exon.